UUCAGUGGCAAUGGGAUUGUGACCUGAAUGUAGAGCCAGAGCAAAAUCAUCCUGCUAGCAACCUGAAAACACGCGCAAAUGUCAAAACACGUUCACGGCAUUGUUGAACAAUUGUACAUUUAGUCUAGCACUGGGUGUUAUGGAAAUAUUGCUACCAAUGUUUGAUGGGAUGUUGUCAACUAGCAUAGCUACUCUAGAGUCUAGAUACAUUAGCUAGCCAGCCACCCACCUACCACAACUAGUCAACGCUUCUGCACAAGGAGGGUUGUUGUCCCAAGCAGCGGCUUCAGGGAAGGAACUGGGAAUCAUUACAUGCUUGAAACUGUGGCCAUUCGGCUGGCGUUUAUAUUCGAUCUCUUUGCUACUAACCUACCCGAAGAGUGCUGGAGUUGCCCUUGUGGAGCCGCCAGAGUGAGAGGUGGCAGACUCUGUGAAGGCACCUGUGCGCCACUCUCUGUGGCAUGAGCUAUGACGUCAGUGGUGCUGGUGGACAGCGCAGGAUCGGUGGUGGAGUACGUCACAGUAGUAGAGGAUUCCCAACAGGAGGAGGGCCUGUAUGAGGCUGAGACCGAGGCAGAGGGGGAUGGGGAAGUUGAGGGGGAAGUGGAAUCUGAAUACCAGGCGGUGAUUGUGGAGCCCGUACCCAGUGCUGGUCGCAUGGAACAAUGCUUCGCAGCCCAGGUGCUCGUCUACGAUGACCAAACCUACCUGAUGCACGAUGUGGCCCAAGAGCAGGAGGUGGAGACGGAGGUGGUGGAAUCAGUGGAAGCAUCGGUCCAUGGCUCUGCCCAUAAUGUUGACAAGACCAUCGAAGCAGCUGAGGCUCUGCUCCACAUGGACUCUCCAUCCAGUCUUCGGGGAGACCGCAGUCCAGAGGCAUUUGUGCCCCCCUGUGCCGCAUCGCCGGUGGUGAUACAUGCGGCAAUGAGGCCCGACAUGCCAGCGGAGGUGGUGGUGGAGGUGAGCACGGAGGAUGCUGAAGCCAUGGACAUGGACAUGGACAUGGGCGUGAUGAUGGAGGAGACCGAGCUGGAGGCUGAGCCAGUCAGGAAGAAGAAAGCUGGUCGGAAGCCGAAGCCGCAUAGUAUGUCAGUGUCAAACGGCUCCCCGGAGUUGGGCAUAAAGAAGAAGCCCAGGGAGGGAAAGGGCAGCACAACAUACCUGUGGGAGUUUCUGCUGGAUCUGCUACAGGAUAAGAACACAUGUCCCAGAUACAUCAAGUGGACACAGCGGGAGAAGGGCAUCUUCAAGCUGGUGGACUCCAAGGCCGUGUCCAAACUUUGGGGCAAACACAAGAACAAGCCUGACAUGAACUAUGAGACCAUGGGAAGAGCUCUGAGGUACUACUAUCAGCGGGGAAUCCUCUCUAAAGUGGAGGGCCAGCGUCUGGUCUACCAGUUCAAGGAGAUGCCGAAGAAUAUCGUCGUCAUUGACGAUGACCAGUCGGACCCCGGUGGGGGAGAUGAAACUGCUGCGGCGGCUGCCGGUCUGGAGAACUCGUACGAGUGCGUGUCUCUUGCCGGCGGCGACACCAUCCUGACCUCCGACCUCUCCAAGUCGCCUGCGAUUCUCAGGGGCUCUGGGGGUCGCCCUCUGAUCCACACCGCUUCCAGUCCAGCCAAGGGCAAAGCAGCUGCUGCCACGCUCGCAGCCACACCCAUCCAGCACAUUGUCACCGUCUCCUCGGCACCAGACGCCUCUCCAAUGCAGCUGACAUCCCACGCAGCCACCAUCAUUCCCAAUGCGUCAGGGCCUAGGACUGUACGCGUUGCCAUGCAGGUGCCUGUUGUUAUGACCACAGCGCUCGGGCAGAAGAUCUCCACUGUAGCAGUGCCAUCCCACAACCCCUCCCUCUUUACAUCAGCACCAACCUCCAUAGCUACAAUGACGGGCACCAAUGCCCCCAAGGUGCUCUUCCAGACAGUGCCUACUAUGAUGCCGGCCACCGCCGAGAACGGCAACAAGAUCACCGUGCAGCUAGCCAAGAUCAUCACCAUCCCUGCCUCCCAGUUGGCCCAGUGCCAGCUCCAGACGGGCCCUGCCAAGGUCGGGGGAACGACGACGGGCAUAAACCUGAUGGGUGCCCCCUUGGCCGUGCGGGCCCUCUCCCCCGUGUCGGUAGGGCAGGGUGCCCAGGUGCUGCGGCUGGCCAUGCCCGCUCAGCAGGCUGGCAUCCCGUUGCCGCUCAGCCCCACCCUCACCCUCACCCCCACUCAGACGAAGACCACCAUCACCAGCAGUGCCAGCAGCCCCAGGCCUCCCCUGAGCCAGCCUGCACCCGUGGCCAGACUGGUGGGCACGGUGGUGGCCACGACGGCCAUGGUCCCGGAGGUCAAGCCUGCCGACCAGGCCCAACCGCUGACCAUCACAGCGGUCACUGUCCCCACUACGACGACAGAGGUGGAGGCGAUGCAGACGACAGAGGUGGAGGCGGUACUUGUGCACGACAGAAGCAUAGAGCAGGAAGUGUGUGUCCAGGAGCAUGUGCUGGAGGCAACCUCUGCAGAGAGCCAAGAGGCAGAGUGCUGAGCGAUGGAAGAGUAAUGAUCACGUGAAGAUGGUUUAUGGACUCAUGUGAAGAAGACCCUAUCCCAAUACACACACACAUGCACACCUGCACACACAUAUCAAGACUGGACUUCAAUGAUGGCCUUGUACAGUUUGAGAGACUGUUUUCAUAAAAAAAGACAUAGUUUGAUUUCUAUGAAAUGACUUGAUGAAUUUGCCAGCCAAAUCCCUGCAAACUUCCAAAAGUCCUAAAUUGUGGUCAGAGACCUGAGACUAGAACCACAUAUUAUGAAUCCUUUCUGGCUGAAUUGUUUUUCCAGCAGUACAUGCAAAAGGGACCAAUGCUGAACACUACAGACUGUCUUUGUCCACCUCAAUGACACUAAUGGUAUGAAGCUUGCAGAUGAUCCAACAAAAAGACAUAACACUAACAUAAUAAUUAAACCAAAUGUGAACUUAAAGGGAGCUAUGAACUGAAAAGGAUUUUUUUGCAACACUGUGUAAAGUUUUUUUUCCCCUUCCUUUUUAGUGUUGCAAAUGUAUGAUGCAAAACCAGCAAAACUGUUAUCACUGUGCACACACCAGUGGUGUGGAUGCUGAGUGAACCGCGUGGAGACAGGAUUCACAGGGCUUGUCUCUGGUUGGCUCCACCAAGGGAAACUGAAAGGGACAUUGUAUAUACUUGCUUACAGUUUACAAAAAUUCAAAAGUGAAGCAGCCUUAGAUUUUUUUUUUAACGAAAACCGAUAAGCUUACCUGACUUUUUUUUCUUUUGUUUGUUUGUUUCGUUUUGAUACCUUGUACCAAGCACAGUAUUACUACAACAAACGCAGCAACACAAGAUUUGUAAAAUAAACGAUUAUGAUGAGGACAUGGAGAAUGCGGUUAAGCCUGGCUGUUGGCGCAUGCUGCGACUACCGCAUUACAUCACACCUCAGUCUGCUUCAUUUUAACAGGAAUAUCAUGGCGGACAUGCUCUGUGCCAUCUCUCGUUGUUGCUCAAGAGGUCACGCUUGGUGGCAUGUGCCACGGUGGCUCAAGUUAUUCUUGUGGCAUUCAGUUUAUCCCCUCUGCUUCCAGAGAAGGGGAAAGGAAGAUGUUUGCAUUCAGAAUGCACUAGUUUGUAUAUUCAACAUUUGAAGUAUAUUCUAUUUUGUUGUACUCUUGUUUCAAAGUGUAUUCAAGUAGAUUUUCCUUAAAUAUAAAAAGAUAUUCUGAGACCUUG
Messenger RNA from Engraulis encrasicolus (European anchovy), 3733 nucleotides. RefSeq names its product E74-like factor 2b (ets domain transcription factor) (gene elf2b). The coding region runs from base 469 to 2529 and encodes 686 amino acids. The transcript has 9 exons. Gene Ontology annotation, molecular function: sequence-specific DNA binding; DNA-binding transcription factor activity, RNA polymerase II-specific. Gene Ontology annotation, biological process: cell differentiation; regulation of transcription by RNA polymerase II. The record is from RefSeq and is a predicted model, not a curated record. Gene Ontology annotation, cellular component: nucleus. Lineage: Eukaryota; Metazoa; Chordata; Actinopteri; Clupeiformes; Engraulidae.